UAUCUGGGCGGAGAGAAAGAAACCCAACUGAAUUAACCCUCCAGCCAGCCGACACUCAACAGACUAGAGCAGCAGCCGAGGCUCACAACUGAGGACGCACAGCGGGACAUCCUACAGACGAGCUAAACAGAAGAAAACAGAAGCAUCUCAAGCCAAUCCGUUCAAAUCUCUUCUGGAUUUACAGUACAAAGGUUUUGAUGUAGGCUGAUCUAGUGUGAAGCGUUUACUAGUUCAGCUUCUGUGUUUGAGGAGAGGAGGUACAUUUCAGCUAUACUCGGGUCUCGUAAACGGAAUGAAUGACCAAGACAAAGGUUGACACCGGUUCCCCGACGCAUUUUGUCUCGUCGAAGGAGAAGAGGCAAAAGCAGAAAAUGGAGAGCAGCACUGGAGAACAAGAGCAGCCGCAGCCGUCACAACAGCAGCCUGCGCAGCCGCUACAAGUUACCGAGAGAAAGAAAAUACACCGGGCACCGUCUCCAGCAAGACCCAAGGAUGUGCCCGGGUGGUCCCUCACUAAAAUCCGCGGCGGUAUCGGCACGCCGACGCUGAGCGUGAAACCGGGGGCCAUAUAUUUAGGUGGCCGCGUGUCCAGACGGAGCCCGGUUACCGGGAAGGAGACAAAAACAGAGAAGAGUAAACCGGCCGGCAAACCCGCGCUGUCCGCGCCCGGUGCUCAGAAGAGCUGCGUGAAGUCUAAUAAAAGCGGCCGAAGAAAAGUCUCGGACGCCAGCAUCGGAUCGGAUGAUUUGAGCAAGGACUCCGGCUGCGCUGCGGGGAAACUCUCACCCACCGACAGCAGCUCCGAGCUCUCCGACUGCGUCUCCGAGGAGAAUAAAGUCUCCACAGAUGCGCUGAGCAGCGACACCGAGACCAGCAGCCGCGGGGGGGUCGACGGAGAGAAAGCGCCAGCGAGUGGUCAAACCAAGAGCAGCGUGGAGAAAGAGCGGCUCUCGCUGGGAAUGGAGACCGCAGAGGGGAGCGUCUCUCCCGGCGACGAGCGCUCGCUCACCUCGGUCGACAGCAGGAUGCCCGCCAGCACGUCCUUGGCGUUCUCGGACCUGACUGAGGAAUUAAUGGACGGCAUGCAUGAGGAACUAGUCAGGGAAAUAGAGGAACUCAGGUCGGAGAAUGAUUAUUUAAAGGACGAGAUGGAGGAGCUUCGCUCUGAGAUGCUGGAGAUGAGGGACAUGUACAUGGAGGAAGAUGUCUAUCAGCUCCAGGAGCUCAGACAGCAGCUGGAUCAGGCCAACAAAACCUGCCGCAUCCUGCAGUACCGCCUCAAGAAGGCAGAGAGACGCAGCAUCCGCGUAGCCCAGACCGGACAAGUGGAUGGGGAGCUUAUCCGAACACUGGAGCAAGACGUCAAGGUGGCAAAAGACGUGUCCAUCCGUCUGCACAAUGAGCUGGACGCUGUGGAGAAGAAGAGAUCUCGUCUGGAGCAGGAGAACGAGGAGCUGAGGGUGAAACUGCAGGAUCUGGAGGUGGCCAAGCAGGUCCUGCAAGCGGAGAUGGAGAAGGCCAGAGAGAACUUGAAGAAGAGAGGUGCCAGACCAAACAACAAACCUGAUAAAAAAGCAUCGCCUCAGCCUCCAGAAGACAGUUCAGACCUUAAGUGCCAGCUUCACUUCGCCAAGGAGGAGUCAGCUCUCAUGUGCAAGAAACUCACCAAGAUGGUUAAAGACAAUGAGGCAAUGAGGGAGGAACUAGUAAAGUAUCGCUCUGUGUACGGAGAUGUUGAUGCCUCACUUACUGUCGAAGAGGUUGCCGGUUCUCCUCACACCCGAGAGGCUGAGGUCAAAGUCCACCUGAAACUGGUGGAAGAGGAGGCAAACCUUCUAAGCCGACGGAUCGUAGAGCUGGAGGUGGAAAACCGCGGUCUUCGUGCUGAAAUGGAUGAUAUGAAGAUCCAAGAUUCCCCGGGUGGAGUUGGCAUCAUGGGUGGAGUCGGAAGUCAGCUGCUUUCCACGUCUGAGAAUGUGAUGGAGCUACAGCGCCACCUACAGUUUGUGGAAGAAGAGGCAGAUCUGCUGCGGCGCUCCUUGAUAGAAAUGGAAGAGCAGAACAAGCUGUUGAUGAAUGAGCUCAACCACUACAAGUCUGAACUUUCUGCUGUCACUGAAAUAGAGCCGUUGUCAUCCACAACCAUCACUUCACCCACGAUCAUCCCUGAUGCUUCGGAAGACGGAGGAUCUGGUCUAAACGAAGCCAGCCAUAAAGAACUACUUGCUGCCAGGCUUCAGAUCGUAGAGCUGAACGGCAAAGUAAAGAAGCUCCAGUAUGAAAACCGUGUGCUUCUGUCCAACCUUCAACGCUGUGACUUGGCCUCCAACCAGGGCUCUGCACGUCCUGCGCUGGAGACUGAUGCUGAAGCAGGGGACUCGGCUGAGUGCGUCCCCAGCCAGGCGCACCGCGAAGGCCCAGUUGGUGAUGAGCAGAAUGAUAUUCUGGAGGAGAAGAACCUGAAAGUUUCAGGAACAAGUCACAUUCAUACUGCUCAGUGCCUCAGCAUAAAAGACCUUCUCGCCAUCCGCGACCAGGCACUACUUGUUACCUCAGCCAUUCAGCUUCUGACAUCACCCGACCCCUCCUGUAUCUCACCAGAUGCCCUCUAUCAUAAGAUUACGACAAACGAGUCUGCGGAACCAGUUCUGCUAGAGAAGAGCCAGACCCAGAGCUCCAUGCUGCCUCUGGUGGAGGCCCUGCAUGGCAGACUGCAGGCGCUCCAGGCUCAGCUACAGGCCCUCAGUGAGAGGGUGGAUGCCCUGGGGCAGCCCCCAGAGAGGGAGCGUGUGGAAGGGAUGUCCCUGAUGCCCCAGCUGUCUGAGGCAGAAGACCCUGCAGCAAAUUGCUCAUGUCCUGCAGAUGCUCAGUUCAACCAGAACACGACCCAACAAAAGCCUGACUCUAGAGACCAGCCAGACUGUGAAGUCAAAGUUCACCCGUGCAAGGCAGAGGAGGAGAGCAACAGCCACAAAGACAGCAACAAAGAUGAGAAAUCUGACUUAAAGGAAACAAACUCUGAUCUGCUGACAGAGCAGGUUUGCGAGCUGCACGCUCUGUUGUCUGAGGCGAGAGAGAAGGCUCAGGGAGCACAGGAAGCACUGUCACAGGAGAGACUGGCACGCCACAAUGACACACAUAAACUCUCUCAGCUUCAGGAAGAGCAUCAGAAGGCUCUCCUCCGCUGUGACUUCCAGCUGCAGAGUCUGAGUCUACAGACGUGUCUGCACCAGAAGCUGUGGAGUCAGGAGAGAAACCUGCUGGUGCAGGAGUCACAGCAGCUCAAAGAGAGCCUGCUCCUCAUCAGCCUCAAACUGCGUUGGCUCCUCAAACAGUGGAGACUCGGCAAGAAACUAGACACCGAAAGCAAGGAUAUUCUAGAGGUUAAUAGUGUAAAAGAUCUUCGUAUCCUGCUUGAGGAAGAUGGCCUGUCUUCCCACUAUGGAGACAACAAGAUGUCAGCUGCUGAGGAGCAGCCACUCAAUCCUACACCCAAAGAGCACAGCCUGGCAGAGAACAGCUGCCCACAGCCUGGUGGAUUCAGCAGUACUCUGUCGGACCUGAAGGUGGCGCUACAAGACCUGAGCGCUGAGCUGCGCGAGGAGCGUCAGAGUUCACAGGAGUUAACGCAGCAGUUUGCCCGUGCUAAAGCAUCAUGGGAAGUCGAACGGAUGGAACUCAAGAGCAUUAUCACUCAGCUGGAGGGUAAGAUGGGGAAGGCAUCGGUUGCUGGGGGUGAAAAGGAGUCUCCAGACCUCAAGGGGGCACUAAAAAAGGAGCGGGAGGAGCAUCAACACCUGUUGGCGGACUCUUAUGCUGCUGUGAUGGACCUCACCAAACAACUACAGAUCAGUGAGAAGAACUGGAGCCGAGAGCGGCUGGAGCUUCUGGAGCACUUCAACCAGGAAAGAAGUCAAUGGGAACAGCGUUUACGAGAAGCCCAGAGCAAAGGCACACAGGCUCUGCAUGAUAAAACAUCUAAAAAGGAAAUCUCAACAGAUGCAGCCACCAGUGGUUCAGGACUGCAAAGGACCAAAUCAUUUUCUGCCCUCUCUGAAUUUAAGUGUCUGCUGGACACUAGUCUGUUCCUUCAUGGUCACAAGGUCAGCGGAGUGCCAGAGUGCAAUGUUCCACAGCAUCAAACUACUGCUCCUACUUCCAUUUUGGCUCGUACUGACUUAAGUGAUCUCAAUAGGAAGAAUUGGAAGUACCUGACCAAUGAUUCUGCAAUGCUGGAGAAAGGUGAGCAGUUUAAGACAUGGGACUGCCCAAGAACCAACUCUAACAGCAGCUUCCCUGGACUGGAGUUGAGCAAGGAGUACAUCCAGAGAAGUUACACUGCUCCAGAUAAGACGGGUAUUCGCAUUUAUUACAGCCCUCCAACUGUGAGGAGAAUGGAGAGGAGGCCAGUCAAAGAAAAGGCCAAGCAGGAUCCUCAGCAAGGACCAUCAUCUAGAGACACAGCCAUGAUAGAUCCAUCAGAUCAGACUGCUGCAUCUGCACCUUUGUCGACCACUUCCUCAUCCACUUAUGAGCAGUGGUUUAGCUCACUUUCACAGCAGCAUAGAGACCUGCUUGAAGGACGGACGGGAGGUUCUACACCAUUCCAUGGACUGGAAAUUUCAGGCAACCUUAGUGAUGACAUGAAGGAGAUGACCAACUGUGUGCGACAGGCCAUUCGUUCCAGUUCUCUGGAGAGGAAGUGCAGCAAAGAUACAGGGAGCCAGACAGUUGGUGUUUCAAGUACAGGAACGCAAACAGCACAGUUUGUCAGCAUUGGCCUACAAACCGAUGGACCCUUUCCAACAGCUAGAGGCCUUCAAGGGAAAGCAUGGUCUCCUCGUCCAUCCACCUCACUUUCAUCUGCACGCUCCCGACAGAUCUCUACAUCUCUAGAGAAAGUCCACAGUCGCAUAGAUAGACCAUGUUGCUCACCGAAAUAUGGCUCACCUAAGCUUACCCGUAGGGUCUCCACCUCCUCCUCCAAACUGGAGACGUCCUCAACAUCCUCAAGGGAUCGCAGUGUAUGGAAUCUUCAUAAUCGUAGUGGAUCUCAGAGCGGUUCGGCCUGGGCACGUUCCACCACCACCCGAGACAGCCCAGUGCUUAGUGGCCUCAAUGAUGGCUUGACCAGUCUCUUCAGUGUGGUGGAACACUCCGGAAGUGUUGAAUCAUUAUGGAAAGCAGAUCCAUGCUCUGGAAGACAAGCUGCUGGGAAACCUUCCUAUCCUAGCAUAGGUAUCGGACUGGGAGAAGCGGGAGCUCAGAAGUAUGGCAUGGUCCAGGAGUUUCUCCACAAUGUUUGCGGCAGGACUGUGCCAGCAGACACGAUGGAUGAACCAAAGCCUGAAUGCCUACCUGGAGCCUUGAUUGGCACAGACAACAUCACGAAGAUCGUCAAUAAGAGGUUUAUGAAAACACAAAGAGAAGAGUUUGUAGCCACUGGAAAGGAUGCAAUGAGCUCAAGCUCUAGUACCCUGGAGGAUUCAGUUUGUGACUGCAGCUCACAAACUGCCACUUCCUGUUUUGCCCGCCACUCGCGCUCCAUCACACGACAUACCCAUGGCCAGUGCAAACAUCGAGUGCAAGAGUCACCCAUGGGAACUGAAGAACGAUUCGAUACCAGUAAUGAAUGAUAAUGAGGGUGGCCUCUUGUGACACCCAAAAAGUACACAAAGAAGACAACUGUCAACACCCACCCCACACACACUGCCACACAAUUCCACUGCCCCAUACACCAAUACACACAGACACACCCUUAAACAAACAAAUACAUACUUCAUACCUUCAAUAAAAGUCUUCAGGGUUACAACAAUGGGACCUUGAAGAAUUCCUGCAUCUGGAGUUUCAAAACCAGAUCUCAGUUUAACCAGCACACUUUAAUGCCAAGGAAGGGGAAAGAGUUGACCUACCCUUUAGGUCCACCAUUCCACUGUCAACCAGCCAGAUUCCACAAUUUAAGUCCAUCAUUCCAGCGUAAACCAGCCAGACUUGCCUUUAAAGUCCACCAUUCUACAGUCAUCCAUUCAGACCUCUCCUUAAACUCUGUCAUUCCUCUGUUCUUCGUCCAGCCAACAGGAAAGCUUAGCCAGCCAUUUCAAUCCCCAUGGAAGAACUUAAUGAAGCUAUGUAGAUAUAAAGGGAACAUACAGCAUGCAAGUGAACUACACAAACCAAGAACCUCAACAUGGCCUUCAGUAAGAUCAUGAUGUUUUUUGACAACUGCCCAGUGGCCCUUACUUUUGACCACAAACAGCAUUGCUUGGAGUAGCUGUAAAAUUGUCCUGUAAUCAUGUCCUGUAAUCACCUCUUAAUGGAUUCUACAAAUUUACAGCUUUGAGUCUACAAUGGACCACUUUUCCCUUCAAUAGUUAAGAAAGGUGUUAUCAACCAAAUUCAACAUGGUCUCAAUUUGGUAUUAAGUUUAUGUUCUCU
Messenger RNA from Carassius carassius (crucian carp), 6435 nucleotides. Its product is annotated as protein SOGA1-like. Gene Ontology annotation, biological process: regulation of autophagy. The coding region runs from base 297 to 5636 and encodes 1779 amino acids. Lineage: Eukaryota; Metazoa; Chordata; Actinopteri; Cypriniformes; Cyprinidae. The transcript has 14 exons. The record is from RefSeq and is a predicted model, not a curated record.